Molecule: messenger RNA, 525 nt
Organism: Aspergillus mulundensis
Lineage: Eukaryota; Fungi; Ascomycota; Eurotiomycetes; Eurotiales; Aspergillaceae
Exons: 2
Coding region: 1-525 (174 amino acids)
Source: RefSeq, a predicted model, not a curated record
AUGGCCCCCCAUCAACAGGUCUCGAUCCGCCAGACUUCCCAGCAGACUUUGACAAACUCAAUCCUGCCGAGCAAGCCAAAGCGCAGGACUUAUAUCUCAAGGACUUUAUACAAAGCCAUCGAAUUUCGCGAGACUACCAGCUUCGACAUGUUACUUCUUGCUCAGAAUCUCCUUAUAGACGGUGAGGCAUUGUAUCAGUCUCGAUGCGUUGAUCUUGAAGAGGAAUGGACAGCUCUUCCGGGUGUGCAAGCGUCCGGCAAUCCGCCGUACCCUCUGCAGUUCUCCGCAGAUGAGGUUGCUCGGAUCAACGAAGAUGCCUGUGGGGCCAUCAGAGGCAUGGAAUUAAUGCAGAGCCUAAAGCAAUCGCUAGGUCAGAUGUGGCCCGAAAAAUGUGUUGUCCGGCCUGAGCAAUAUGAUGAUGUAAAAAGGCUCUUAAGGCAAGCGAAAGCGGAUCUGAUUAACCAGCUAGCACAUUCCGAAGCCGAAGUAGUUGCGUGGGAAAAAGCAUGGCCGUUCGAUAGCUAG